CACUGUUAUUUCUCAACUCUGAACUGUACUAGCAAAAGACAGUUGAGACACUGGAUAUCCUUCAGAUUCAGAUAGAGUGGUAAUGGCGCAGCCGGAGGGCCUCUCGCUCGCGGGCCGGCGGGUGGCGUUCACGACGCCUCAGACCACCGGCGGGGGCGGCGGGGAAGGAUACGGUGGCCGGCUUGGCGCGCUGCUGCGGCAGCGCGGCGCGCACCCGCUCCCCGUGCCCACCAUCGCCAUCCGCGCCCACGAGCCCGACCGCCUCCGCCCCUACCUCCUGCCCGGCGCCCUCGACCCCUUCGCGGCGCUCGCCUUCACCUCCCGCUCCGGCAUCGCCGCCUUCUCCCGCGCCCUCCCCUCCUCCUCCUCCGCCCAGCUUCCCCUCUCCGACGCCGCGUCGGCGCUCCCCUUCACCGUCGCCGCACUCGGCAGCGACGCCGACCUUCUGGACGGCGCCUUCCUCGCCAGGCUCUGCCGCGACGCCGGGAGGCUGGCCGUCCUCGUCCCGGACGUCCCCACCCCCGCCGGCCUCGUGGAGGCGCUGGGGCGCGGGUCCGGCCGCCGCGUGCUCUGCCCCGUCCCCGACGUCGACGGCCUCCGCGAGCCGCCCGUCGUGCCCGACUUCCUCGCCCGGCUCGACGCGGCCGGCUGGGCGGCCGUGCGCGCUCCGGCGUACACCACGUGCUGGGUCGGCCCGGGCUGCGCCGAGCGGCUGGUGGCCCCGGACGCCGCCGCGCCCGACGCCAUCGUUUUCACCAGCUCGGCGGAGGUCGAGGGGCUGCUCAAGGGGCUGGACGCCGCGGGCUGGAGCUGGGCGCGGCUCAGGGCGCGAUGGCCCGACAUGGUCGUGGCCGUUCAUGGGCCGGUCACGGCCGACGGCGUCAGGAGGCUCGGCAUUGAGGUGGACGUCGUGAGCUCGAGGUUUAGCAGCUUCCAUGGGGUUCUUGAUGCUCUAGCUGCAACAUUUUGUUCUCAACAAUUGAAAAUUAGCUCCAGGUUUAGUGCUGGUUCACAUUGAAAAUUUUGAUGUAAACUUUCGUUCUUCGAGUCACAAGUUAUCAGCCUGAUGGAAUGAACAAAAAUAUAAGUCAGCAAACUCAAUGCUAUUCCACA
Molecule: messenger RNA, 1113 nt
Organism: Aegilops tauschii subsp. strangulata
Lineage: Eukaryota; Viridiplantae; Streptophyta; Magnoliopsida; Poales; Poaceae
Biological process (GO): tetrapyrrole biosynthetic process
Molecular function (GO): uroporphyrinogen-III synthase activity
Source: RefSeq, a predicted model, not a curated record